AAGUAUAUUCAAGUACACGUAUAUUCCUUCACACUGCAUGCCUUUAUCAUCAAAAACAUGGUGUUUGUGACAUUUAAAUACAGUGAGGGCUUUGACUCGUGCUUGAUGAAAUAACUUUCCGGUUGAGAUAAAUUUGGUUGAAAAGUGAAAGUUUUUCAGAUGUCUUGAUUACGUAUCGACUGCAGUCAAACUGUUAAAGGUAAUCUAGAAGUCUACAAGACUUUUCAACCAAGUUUUGUGCUUAUUUUAUCUUGACCACCACCCAUCAGAUGGGCUCAGGUGACCCCUUCAUCAUAGCCCUUUAAUAGAUGUGCAUGGAGUUAGUAUAAUAAUGAUAAUAAACUUUAUUUAGACAGCACUUUUCAAAACAAAGAUACAUAAAAUCAGACAAUUAUUAAUAAUACAAAAAUAGAAUAGAAUAAAAUACCCAACAAUAAUAAUAAUGAAACAGACAAGUCAUGUUGGUGUGCUAGCAUUAAUGUUUUGAAAAGUGAUUUAAAAGAUGUCAUUGAUUCUGCAGAGAGAUCUAGCAUCUGAAGACUUUUAUUUAAACAGUUUUUCAUCUUGCCACGUGCAAUCCUGUGUUUUAUGGUUUAUUUCUUAUGAUUAUUGUACUGUUUUUUUUAAUCUUGUUGCUUAUGUGUUAUUGUUGUUUCUUUACUUUUCUAAGUCUUAUUUGUAAAUUUUUCUUUUUGCUAAUAUUUUGCUCUUAUAAAGCACUUUUGUGACCUUGAUCUGUGAAAUGUGCUACACUAAAUAAACUUUACUUACUAGAUAUAGAUUGAGAUAUAUCAAUAUAUAAAUAUAGAGAGCUAAAGUACAAGUAAACCAGCGCUUAACUAUGAAAUCUGAGUGGAUGGUUCAUGUUGUGAAGUGCAAUGAUCUUCUUCAUGAUAAUUACAGUCAUAAUUACAAUUACAGCCUUGAAAAUCUAAGCGCUAACAAUGUAUCGCUUUCAAAGAGGAACCAGCCACUGUGUUGAUCAUCUUCAUCAUUACUGUGUUUCCCAUGUAUCUGUGUCUUUGCCUGUCGGCGGUGUCCCAGGCUCAGGGACUCUGUGUGCCAGCUGGCAGUGCCUGGAGGUUCCUCGCGGCCCUCCACCCAGCCUGGCUGUCCAGUUUGUGGGCUCUGGGGCCUCGCUGUCAGGCAUGAGCGUGGAGCUGGUGGGAAGCCGCUACCGCAUGUCGCUGGUCAAGAAAAGAUUUGCCACAGGGAAGUACAUGGCAGGCUGUUCCUUGUGAAUCGUGUGAAGGACCACUGGCUGCAGGUUCAGGGAAGUCGGGGUUGGACGGAGGAGAGAUGAUGAUUCGUGGUAAAACAUUAAACCUGAGACGAGGCACCUUUACUCAGACUGACAGCUCAGCCGGGAAGGACGAUGUGCACUUACUUCUGACAGUGUCCUGCUGUUAUAGGACCAAGCCCUUUCUUUUUUCUUUUCUUCUAAAUUAAGUUGUGUGUAGUACACGCCCUCCUGCCUUUAGCAGGAGGGAAACUCUUUUUCUAUCUCCUCUGUUCGUACUGAGGCUGCAAACUGAGCUAGAUGUUUUCUUGAACUACAGAGUAAAGGAAAAAGAUGUGUGUGAAUAAAGUUAAGCAAAUUACUAUCUGAAACUGAGCUGCCAUGGAAACUAGGAUUUUUAAAUUAUGUAAAUACUGUAUGGAAGAGCAUCUUAAAGGAUCAAAUGAGUCACUUGUGAGCUAAGAUCUUCUACUAAACCUUAGGAAAAAAAUGUUUGUAAAUCUUCUGUUUGUUUCAAAUAGGUUUUGUGAUGUUGAUUAUUUGCUAAAAAUAAAUGUGCUCAAACCUU
Molecule: messenger RNA, 1808 nt
Organism: Micropterus salmoides (largemouth bass)
Lineage: Eukaryota; Metazoa; Chordata; Actinopteri; Centrarchiformes; Centrarchidae
Product: F-BAR domain only protein 1-like
Exons: 2
Coding region: 945-1241 (98 amino acids)
Source: RefSeq, a predicted model, not a curated record